UGUAAUAACCGGAGCUGCAGCCUGAGUCUCUGGCGAACCUUAAAGCCUUUAGAAAAUUCCAGUUUUUCUGCCUGAUUAAAAAAGGGAGUGUAGUCCCUCCCAUUCAGGAAGGAGGCAAGUCAAUGGGUUUAAAUCGAGCCACAACUGAGUUGGCGAGCCACUAGCUAAUAGGUAGGAAUCAUGUGUGGCUUCAUACUGAUCGUUUUUGCUCUCGCAGCAGUAGCUUACAUGUUUCAUGACAUUGUAGUUAAGGGAAAGAGAUGCAAAAGCAAUGCAAACCUGAAUGGGAAAACUGCCAUUGUGACUGGAAGCAACACAGGGAUUGGGAAAGCCACAGCUAUAGAGCUGGCUAAAAGAGGAGCCAGAGUGAUUCUGGCCUGCCGCUCUAAGCAACGAGGAGAAGCAGCUCUUGAGGACGUUAGGAGGGUGACAGGCAGCACUCAGGUUCUGUUUAUGCAGCUGGAUCUUGGCUCCCUCAAGUCUGUUCGCAACUUUGCUGAGACCUUUCUAAAGACUGAAUCAAGACUGGACAUCCUCAUCAACAACGCAGGACUUUACAUGCAGGGUCGCACAGAGGAUGGAUUCGGGAUGAUGUUUGGUGUCAACCACCUUGGGCAUUUUCUGCUGACAAACCUGUUGUUGGACCGACUCAAAGAGUGUGGACCCAGCAGGAUAGUGAACGUGUCAUCCUCCGCUCACAAUGUUGGAAACGUCAACUUUGACUGUCUGAACACCCACAAGGAUUUGGGAGUGGCGACAUCAACUCGGGAUGCCCUCCAGAUGUACUGUGACAGCAAACUGUGCAACGUUCUCUUUACGCAUGAACUGGCCAAAAGACUAGAGGGAACUAAGGUCACCUGUUACUCCCUUCACCCAGGAGCCAUCAGCACGGAGCUCAAAAGAAAUGCAGGCUCCAUCCUGCAGUUCAGCCUGACGUUCGCAAGUGUUUUUUUCUUCAAGGAUGCUGAGCAGGGAAGCCAGACCACUCUGCACUGUGCUCUCCAGGAAGGCAUUGAGCAUCUCUCUGGGCGUUACUUCUCUAACUGCACCGUGAGGGAUGUCUUCGCCAGAGCCAAGGAUGAUGCCACAGCCAAGAAACUGUGGGAGCUCAGUGAGAGAAUGAGUGGGCUCGCCUAAAAAUAGCUAAUAAUUGAAUCCAUAGCAUUGACUUCUGGUCUAUGUUGCGAGGUUUUCUGGUCUAUGUUGCGAGGUUUUGACCACAGAAAAAAAAUCUAUUCUAUAAGACUUUUUUACAGAGUACAAGUGAAAAAUGAAACAUAAAACAUUCAUCACCCGCUGAUCAAACCUACGCAACAUUAGAAACAAAAUUGUGUGGACAUAGUCUCUAAAACAAAAUUCCAUCGUAAUAAUCAAGUCUGUUUUCUUUCUUCUUCUUAUACCCAUAGUUGAAUUCAUACCUUUUUUUAAAAGUGUUCUCAGUUUAAUCUCCUGCUUUUUAACACCCAAAACCUCAAUUUUUAAACCUCAAUUAAAUUCUCAAAUAGAGAAUUUCCCCAUUUUGGGAUGAAUUAAGUUUACCUGAUCUCAUAAAGUUUAUCUAACCGUUGGUUUGGUUUAGAGACUUUUGUGUUGUGUUUGGUUGUUUUUUUAUUUUCCGUUCUGCCUUGUAAGUUCUGCAUUUUAGGUAGUAUAGCACUGCCAAGAGAACCACGGCACAGAAAGUAAUGUCGGCUUUGAUGAAUAAAACAAUCUGUCGGAGAAAAGGUCUUAUCGUGCUUCUUAUCUAAUAUGUGGACUAUAUAUAUCACCCGGCCAAUGGCUGCCAGAGGCUGAUGUCUGCAAUAGUCAGAGCAACAAAACCAGAAUUAUAUGUUACGAUUAUUGAAAAAUGGUUAUAAAAAAGUAAAUGAGUUAAACAUGUGGCUUUGUGUAAUGUAUUUUUAUUGUAAAUUGAGGUAAAAUAAAAUAAUACAAACCAAA
Messenger RNA from Oryzias latipes (Japanese medaka), 1941 nucleotides. RefSeq names its product dehydrogenase/reductase (SDR family) member 13b.1 (gene dhrs13b.1). NCBI's taxonomy places the organism in Eukaryota, Metazoa, Chordata, Actinopteri, Beloniformes, Adrianichthyidae. The record is from RefSeq and is a predicted model, not a curated record.